AUGUGUUGUAACUACGGGAACUCCUGUGGCUAUGGCUGCGGCUGCGGCUAUGGCUGUGGCUAUGGCUCAGGCUAUGGCUGUGGCUAUGGCUCCUGUUGUGGCUGUGGCUAUGGCUAUGGCUCAGGCUAUGGCUGUGGCUAUGGCUCGGGCUGUGGCUGUGGCUAUGGCUCAGGAUGUGGCUGUGGCUACGGCUCAGGAUGUGGCUGUGGUUAUGGCUCCCGUUGUGGCUACGGCUAUGAUUCAGGCUGUGGCUGUGGCUAUGGUUCAGGAUGGGGCUGUGGCUGUGGCUAUGGCUCAGGAUGGGGUUGUGGAAAAGGCUCCUGCUGUGGCUGUGGAUAUGGUUCUGGCUCUGGCUGCUGUGGCUACCGGCCAUUUUGCUACAGAAGAUGUUGUUCUUCUUGCUGCUAG
Molecule: messenger RNA, 408 nt
Organism: Enhydra lutris kenyoni (northern sea otter)
Lineage: Eukaryota; Metazoa; Chordata; Mammalia; Carnivora; Mustelidae
Product: keratin-associated protein 6-2-like
Exons: 1
Coding region: 1-408 (135 amino acids)
Source: RefSeq, a predicted model, not a curated record